Messenger RNA from Australozyma saopauloensis, 1317 nucleotides. RefSeq names its product bifunctional cysteine synthase/O-acetylhomoserine aminocarboxypropyltransferase (gene MET15). The coding region runs from base 1 to 1317 and encodes 438 amino acids. The record is from RefSeq and is a predicted model, not a curated record. Gene Ontology annotation, molecular function: transferase activity, transferring alkyl or aryl (other than methyl) groups; pyridoxal phosphate binding. Lineage: Eukaryota; Fungi; Ascomycota; Pichiomycetes; Serinales; Metschnikowiaceae. Gene Ontology annotation, biological process: transsulfuration. The transcript has a single exon.
AUGCCUUCCCACUUCGACACUCUUCAGUUGCACGCCGGCCAAGAGGUUGAGAAGCCUCACGGUGCCAGAGCCGCUCCAAUCUAUGCCACCACCUCUUAUGUGUUCGACAACUCGAAGCAUGGAGCUCAAUUGUUCGGUUUGGAGACCCCAGGUUACAUUUACUCGCGUAUCAUGAACCCUACCAACGACGUUUUCGAGAAGAGAAUGGCUGCUUUGGAGGGUGGUGUUGCCGCCUUGGCCGUUUCCUCGGGACAAGCUGCCCAAUUUCUCGCUGUGGCCGGUUUGGCCCACGCCGGCGACAACAUCGUGUCCACCUCGUACUUGUAUGGAGGAACUUACAACCAGUUCAAGGUUGCUUUCAAGAGAUUGGGCAUUGAGACCAGAUUUGUCAAUGGUGACGAGCCUGAGGACUUUGCCAAGUUGAUCGACGCUAAGACCAAGGCCAUCUACGUGGAGUCCAUCGGUAACCCUAAGUACAACGUUCCAGACUUCGAGAGAAUCGUCAAGAUCGCCCACGACCACGGUGUUCCUCUUGUCGUCGACAACACCUUCGGCGCUGGUGGUUUCGUUGUCAACCCUAUCAAGCACGGUGCAGACAUUGUUGUUCACUCCGCUACUAAGUGGAUCGGCGGUCACGGUACCACCAUCGCCGGUGUCAUCAUUGACUCCGGUAACUUCCCAUGGGCCAGCUACCCUGAGAAGUUCCCUCAGUUCUCCCAACCUUCUGAGGGUUACCACGGCUUGGUCAUCAACGAGGCCUUGGGCAACCAAGCCUACAUUGGCCACCUUAGAAUUGAGUUGUUGAGAGACUUGGGUCCAGCUUUGAACCCAUUCGGUGCUUUCCUCUUGCUUCAAGGUUUGGAGACCUUGUCUUUGCGUGUUGAGAGACAGUCCUACAACGCUUUGAAGCUUGCACAAUACUUGGAAAACUCUCCAUACGUCAGCUGGGUCUCGUACGUUGGUUUGCCUUCCCACGAGUCUCACGAGUUGGCCAAGAAGUACUUCAACGGUGCUAACUUCGGUGGUGCUUUGUGCUUCGGUGUCAAGGACACCGAGACCGUCCCUGCCGACCCAUUCGAGCAGGCUGCUGCCAAGUUCGUCGACAACUUGGAGAUUGCUUCCAACUUGGCCAACGUUGGUGACUCCAAGACCUUGGUCAUUGCUCCAUACUACACUACUCACCAGCAAUUGUCUGACGAGGAGAAGCUUCAGAGUGGUGUCUCCAAGGACUUGAUCAGACUUUCGAUUGGUACCGAGUACAUCGAGGACAUCAUUGCUGACUUCGAGAAGUCUUUCAAGAUUGUCUACGGUGCUUAA